UACUAUUUUGUACCGGAAUAACUGGAAGAGGAAGCGUGCUCUGGUUCAGCGCAUGCGCAAACGUGUAGUCUGCGGGGAGAAGCGUGAGCUGGACGUUAAGGUCAGCUCACAUUUACUCGUUCAGAGAGUCUGAGAUUCUCAGUCUCGGCUUCUGAGCCCCCUGGUGUGUGAAGAUGGAUUUCCAACACAGAGCUGGAGGGAAAACCGGCAGCGGUGGAGUUGCCUCCGCCUCGGAGAGCAACCGAGACCGCCGGGAACGCUUACGGCAGCUGGCUUUGGAAACGAUAGACAUCAAUAAGGAUCCGUAUUUCAUGAAAAACCAUUUGGGGUCUUAUGAGUGCAAACUGUGUCUCACGCUUCACAAUAAUGAGGGGAGCUAUCUGGCACAUACACAGGGAAAGAAGCAUCAGACUAAUUUAGCAAGAAGAGCAGCCAAAGAGGCAAAAGAAGCCCCUGCUCAGCCGGCACCCGAGAAAGUGAAGGUGGAAGUGAAGAAAUUUGUAAAGAUUGGACGGCCAGGUUACAAAGUAACAAAACAGAGGGAUCCAGAGACCGGCCAGCAGAGUUUGCUUUUCCAGAUUGACUAUCCUGAGAUCGCAGAGGGUAUUGGACCCAGACACCGUUUCAUGUCUGCAUAUGAGCAGCGUAUUGAGCCUCCUGACCGUCGCUGGCAGUAUCUGCUUCUGGCAGCAGAACCUUAUGAAACUAUUGCAUUUAAGGUUCCGAGCAGAGAGAUCGACAAAUCAGAAACUCGAUUCUGGACGCACUGGAACAGGGAAACAAAACAAUUUUUCCUGCAGUUCCACUUCAAGAUGGAGAAGCUUCUGCAGCAACCCAGCGGACAAGUCCCCCCUGCUGGCGUGAAGCGGCCUCCUCCUCUGAUGACCGGCCUUGGCCCUCGACCGCACAGUGAAAUCGUGCCUCCUCCGCCUCCUGGCGGCAUCCCGGGAAUGCCCCCCAUACCCAGCGCCCCUGCACCUCCCCAGAUGCACCACGCUCCCGGCAUGCCUCCUCCCGGUACACUGCCACCUCACCUGAGACCACCGAUGCCUACUGACGGAGGAAUGCCCCCGAGAAACUGAGUGGGAAGCGCUGAAGAUCUUUACACAUUUUCUAGACACGUUUAAAAGUUUUGUAAAUAGAAAAUGGUGAUCUGUACACAUGAGGAUAUGGUGGUUAUUAAUAUUUUUGUAAUGUUUUAUAACCAUUUAGCUUUUUUUUUUAAAUGAGGUCAGAUUAACAUGGAAUUACAGUCUCAAUUUGAUGCCCAUGAUCUGGAAGAGAGCCCUUGAUACUCCAGUGUUUUUCAACCUAUACCUAUAACACAAUGUCUGUUUGCUAUAGACCUGCUCCAGCACUGCACCCAUUGGCCUCUGUUACACCCAUUGACCAAAGCUGCAAUAUUCCUUUUGUUUAGAUUUGGUUGAAAAACACUGGAGUAUUUCUUGUUUAUCAGUCUGUAAAUCAGGUUGUUUUAGUUCCAGCGAACAUUAUCUCCCUUCUGUUAAAGCUACCACAUCCACUUGCCUAGAACUUGUGUGUGUGUGUACCUGAUUCUUUGUUUUUUUUUAAUUAUUAUUAAAAUGUAAAAAAAAAAAAAAAAACUGGUGGUUUAUUAAUUAAAUAAUUAGUCUUGAUUGAAGGAGCGAAUUUAGGGACUUCUAAAUACAGCCGCUUGCAAAAGUAUUCAUAAUACUUGAAUUUUUCCACAUUUUGUCACCUUAAAACCCCAAAUUUUAAAUGUUUUUACUGAGAUUUUAAGUGACCAACACAAAGUAUUGCAUAUGGAACAAAAAUGAUGCGUGGUUUUCAAAAAUUUUCAAAAAAUAUUCCGCCCCCUUUACUUAAAAAAACCCUAAAUAAAAACCAGUGCAAUCAA
This is a messenger RNA of Astyanax mexicanus (Mexican tetra), 1879 nucleotides long. RefSeq names its product splicing factor 3a, subunit 2 (gene sf3a2). Gene Ontology annotation, biological process: spliceosomal complex assembly. Bases 174 to 1082 code for a protein of 302 amino acids. Lineage: Eukaryota; Metazoa; Chordata; Actinopteri; Characiformes; Acestrorhamphidae. Gene Ontology annotation, cellular component: U2 snRNP; nucleus; catalytic step 2 spliceosome. The record is from RefSeq and is a predicted model, not a curated record. Gene Ontology annotation, molecular function: nucleic acid binding; zinc ion binding. The transcript is spliced from 8 exons.